CUCCGUCCUUUUCUGCAGACUGGCGGGCGGGUGUCUCUGAUCGAACUGAUAACCCAAUGUUCCUGCCUCGAUAAGAGUAAGAGGCACUUUAUAUACCGCAUUCACCCCUCACCCAAUUCGCCUUGGAAGAUUUUACUCACUUCUCGUCCUCUCUUACGUUCGAGCUCACAUAGCCUCGAUCUUGAGAACUCGCCCUCACUGGUCAUCCUCUCUAGUUCGGCACUCAAUUGGAGUUUCCCGACGUGCCCCGAUGAAGUUCUCACUGCUGCCAAAUCAAUGGGUUCUCGGCCUGGGAGCCAUAUGCCUGGUGUCAUCUCUGGCUGUUCUCGCCUUCAGCAAACAGUAUCGGGAUGCAGUCCUACACAAACUUCAUUUCCACAAGCACAGGCGCUUUUCAGGAGCCUCCACGCCGCCUCGCUCGCUCUCGAUCAGCAAAGAAUCGCCAGCCUCGUGCAAUCCGGACUUCGUCACGGCCUUCCCACCAUCUCGACGAUGUAUUCUUCCCGAGCUAGCUGACAAGGCUGUGGAUGCCAAUUCCAAGAUUUCCACUGCCGUUGAACCAUCCGUCGAAUUUCUGGUGAAGAACAUACUGCCAACUACUCGAUCAUACUGUCUCGACAACGAUGUUCCCAAAUACACUCCAACCGGCUUCUCGACAGCGGAGAUCAAGGCGAUGGGUGACUUUCCAGCAUACGAUGUUCUGAGCGGUGUCCCACUUCCUGAACCGUAUGAAAACUUUGAUUCUACAAAAGCCUUGCCACGACCCUAUCGGCCCUUCAGAUGGGCGUAUCACCAGACUAUGUCCUUGACCAAAAUGGAACCAAAUUGGUGGCUGGAGGUUGAGAACAACUACGUAGAACGAGUCAAGCAACGUCAAGAACUCUUUAGAGAACAUGGAGCCAAAGUCCUCGACUACUUACCCGGCUCCGAACUUGUCUGCAAAGAGCUCAUGGAAAUGUGUCUUCAAUUCUACUGCGCCAGAUACCCGACCUGCUUCUCGUUAUCACCAGACAAGAAGAUCUUCCAGAACAAACUUCUUGGGACGAAAACGGAGAUCAAGCGCUUCCACCCACUUCACAUCCUUCUUAACAAUGUCCCCGAAGACUUCGCGAUCGUCUUGCGCAACGAGGAGGAUGGCAUGUACUACUUCCGCGCCGGCGUCAUCUGCAGUUCGCUCGGCUGGAACGUGUCCACGAAGAUCGGGAUGCAGCUCAAAGAAAUCCACCAACCGAUCCCAGACUACAAGGAGAGGAUGUCCUUCAGCAUGGAUCGCUACUUCAGCAAGAUGCCCACCAACGCGCCCAUCCAGCGCGGAAGCUGGGGCUUGGAGGUCGAUACUCCCUUAUUUAUGCCACCUGGUCACCCCCACGAGAAGCUUCGAGAGAUCCAGAAGCAGGAUUUGACGAUCGACGAGUGCUAUUUGAGGGUUGACUGGCAAACGUUGCGGAGACUCCCGCUGAGUGGCGGUAUUGUCUUCAAUUUCAAGGCGUUGUUUACACCGGUCAAGGAGUUUCGCGAUGAGCCGUAUAUUCCUGCACUCCUUCUCAAGAUCUUGAAGGAGGGGAAGAAGAACCUGAUGGAGUAUAAGAACACGUGGCACGUGGAGCAUGUUUGUGUGCCUGAGCUAGAGGAGUACGCUAGAGAGCAAGUUGCAAACGGGGUGGUGAAGCCUGAGAAUAAAGAGGAAGAGGAGUGGCAGGUGACUACCUUGUGCGAAAGUCCGUAUUUCCCUGGAUGGGAGGAGAAGUGGCAUCGCCAGCAGGGCUUUUAGGCUUCUCGAUACGAAACCUCUACGCUUCCGGUGAUUUUCUGCACAUACAGAUAAAAUACCUCGAAGAGCUCCACCUUCACGAUAAUGAAAACAAUAAUGUUGCGUGCACUGAAUCUGCGUACCCUUUAGC
Messenger RNA from Hyaloscypha bicolor E, 1901 nucleotides. RefSeq lists its product as uncharacterized. The coding region runs from base 251 to 1771 and encodes 506 amino acids. The transcript is spliced from 2 exons. The record is from RefSeq and is a predicted model, not a curated record. Lineage: Eukaryota; Fungi; Ascomycota; Leotiomycetes; Helotiales; Hyaloscyphaceae.